CCACCAUCCCCUCAUCUCACGCACCACGCUCACUAUAAAAGACGGGGGCAAUGUUGGGAAUCGGUUAAAGGAGCUCUACAGCGGCAAGAAAACCAACUACAGCACUUUCUUCAGAUAAUCACUAGACACGCUUCAACGCUAUGAUGUCGCCCACUCUCCUGGCUCUUUGCCUGCUGGUUUGUAUCCUCUCAGGCAUCAAUGCAUAUCCAGUCAAGCCUGCUAGUCCCCAGGAAGGAGCUCCACCUGAGGACCUUGCCAAGUACUACUCUGAUCUGAGACACUACAUAAAUCUCAUUACAAGACAGAGGUAUGGUAAAAGAGAAAAUCCAGACACUGUAUUUUCUGAUUUGUUCAUGGGAGAAAGCACAGAAACAGUUCCAAGAUCUAAUUAUAUCAGAUACGAACGGCUCCCAGGGUGGUGACUGUGCCUGCACCAUCAAGUCCAGGAGAAUCUUAAAGAUUUUUGGAUAUUUCUGUUACCAACCUAAAAACAUACGUGUGUUGCAU
This is a messenger RNA of Cyprinodon variegatus (sheepshead minnow), 507 nucleotides long. Its product is annotated as peptide YY-like. Gene Ontology annotation, biological process: neuropeptide signaling pathway; feeding behavior. Gene Ontology annotation, cellular component: extracellular region. Gene Ontology annotation, molecular function: neuropeptide hormone activity; neuropeptide Y receptor binding. Lineage: Eukaryota; Metazoa; Chordata; Actinopteri; Cyprinodontiformes; Cyprinodontidae. The record is from RefSeq and is a predicted model, not a curated record. The transcript is spliced from 4 exons. Bases 141 to 422 code for a protein of 93 amino acids.